UCGCGCCCCGUCGUGUCGCGCCGGUGACAGUCGCUCCCCGAAGCCGGCGGUGACUGAGCCGGGGGCCGGGGCCGGGCGCGGGCUGAGGGCAGGCGUCCGGGGCCGGGGCCGGGGCCGGGGCCGAGUCCAGCCUGAGACGGGGCCGGGGCCGGGGCAUGGACGCGGCCAAGAUGGACGAGAAUGAAUGGACGUACCACGGGGAGGGCAACAAGAGCCUGGUCGUGGCGCACGCGCAGCGUUGUGUGGUACUACGGUUUUUGAAGUUUCCACCAAAUAGGAAUAAGACUUCGGAGGAAAUAUUUCGCCAUCUGCAGAACAUAGUGGACUUUGGCAAAAAUGUCAUGACAGAGUUUUUUGGGGAGAAUUACGUCCAUCACGGGGAGGUAGUUCAGCUCCCUCUGGAUUUCGUGAAGCAGCUCUGUUUAAAGAUCCAGGCUGAGAGACCAGAAUCUCGCUGUGAUAAAGACCUGGACACUCUGAGUGGUUAUGCAAUGUGCCUUCCAAACCUCACCAGACUACACACCAGCCACUUUGCAGAACACCGGCCCAUUCUGUGUGUGGAGAUUAAGCCAAAAUGUGGAUUCAUUCCCUUCUCCAGGCAUGUGACCCAGGAGAUGAAGCACAAAGUAUGUCGGUACUGUAUGCAUCAGCACCUGAAGGUGGCAACUGGCAAAUGGAAACAGAUCAGUAAAUACUGUCCCCUAGACCUCUUCUCAGGAAAUAAACAGAGAAUGCACUUUGCCUUGAAGAGUUUGUUACAGGAAGCACAGAACAACCUAAGAUCUUAAGGUAAGAGUAAUGGCGAGCUCAUCUACGGCUGCGGGGACCACCGGGAUGCAGCUGCAGACUGGAGUGAGCUAGCCCGCCACCUGAAGCCCUUCUUCUACCCUUCCAACGGGCUGGUCAGCGGGCCACACUGCACCAGGACGAUCAUCAAAGAGCUUAUCCAUGUGAUCACACUGACCUUGCUCACGAGCACGGAUAAGUGCCGGGCCGGGGACAUGAAGGUCGUGCCCUCCUCGCAGGGCCGGAGCUGCUGCGAGGCCAGCCCUUUCAGCAAGGAGCAGCUGAGAAACGGUAAGAACCACGCGGAGGGCUCGGGGCUGCCCAGGGGCUGUCUGCUGUACAAGACCCUGCAGGCCCAGGAUGCUGGAUCUGCUGACAUUUAGGGCCUUUAUCCACCUCUACCGCCGCGCUUGAGCGACACUUGCAGGACAUUUCACGAGGAGAGGGACCUGCUGCAGAUAGACGGCCCUUACGACGAAGCCUUUUACCAGAAGCUCCGGGACCUCUCCACAGAGGACGAUGGCACCCUGGCCUACGCCCUGACCAAGGUCAAGCAAUACCGACGUGGCCAUGACCGCAAGGACUGCUCCAUCAUGAUGCCCCUGUCGCCCUGUCUGCAGGAUGAGUGCUCUGACCAGUGCCCCGUCGUCCCUUCAUCGAGGUCCAGGUUCGCCUUCUCCGUCUCCGUCCUCGACUUGGACAUCAAGCCGUAUGAGAGCAUCCCCCAUCAGCACAAACUGGACGGCAAGAUUGUCAGCUCCUACCUGAAGAACGUGUGCCCCCAGAAGGAGCCCGUGAAGGCCGGCCUCCCCGAGGACUGCACCCUGGUCCUGCACAAGGUGUAGCAGCGGCCGGUGGGGUCUGCCUCGGGCCGGGCGGGAGGGAGGGGUGACAGGUGCUCGCCGUGAGUGUGUCUGCUCUGACCCUGUCGGAGGUGGGGUGGCCUUUCAGAAACCAAGAACAGGAGCACUUGAAGGGACUGGCGGCCCCCGCCCCAGGGAGGGCGAGCGGCGCCCUGGAUGAGGGCCGGGAACCAGACCCCGGAGGCCCACCCUCCUGCUGCAGCCAAUUUGGGGGGCUCGCCAAGCCCCCCACCUCCUCACAUCCUGCUGGACUUUGUCCCUGAACUUCCAAGAGGACCAGCCACUGCCCUCUGCCCUCACCCCAGAAGUGCUCUUGGUGCCGCCCCGCCUGCAGGGCGCUUGCUCUGUGUCCCUGGGCCUGGCGGCCUUGGGGUAGGGGGAGCGGGUGGGUGACUGCCCACAUGCUGCUAUUAAAAAUUAUGGCCUCAAUAGGGAAGGGGCGGGGGGGAGAGACUCUUCUUAGGCGGGCCCAAAUGCAGUUAUUUGCAGACCCAGCAGUGAGGCCCGCUCACUUAUUCACGAGGAGGCCAGUUGGCGCGCUUUGGAAGGGGAAGGUGGCUGCUCCCUCCUGGUCCCUGAGCCUCCGGGGGCCUAGCCGUGGCCCCCUUGCCGCAGUACGCCUCAGACCCGUGGCCCCUUUCUCCGUGCUCAGCCGCCUCGGGCUCUGUCCCUUGUGAUCUCUCAAACCUGUGUGUACUGAGGGCUAAGCUCAGGGCAAAUGGGGGUCUGGGCCAUCUGCCUGGGGGUACUGAUGCCCUCUGGGGGUUUGGACCUGUGGGAACAGCCCAGGUUGGCCCCCUCUUCAUCCCUGAGGGAGGUCUGCCUGCGGCCCUUACCCCUCUUCCAUGCCCCAAGUAAUGUGAAUCUGCAUUGGCCCCUGCCCUUGCUGGUGGCUCUGCCUGUGGCCCAGUCGCUUCCUUAGGCUGGCAGCCAUCCCCCAAGGGGUUUUCUGUAGGGUUCAGAACUCGCCCACCCUUUGGAGAGCAGAGAGUCAGGGAUCAAGAGCUGUGACAUUUGGUCAGCCUCAGCGAGUUCCUCAGCCUUGGCCGGGAGACUCAGUGACGCUCCUUUCGGGGGAAAGAUUGAGGCAAUGUGGUUCAUCCUAUGGGCGGUGGCCCUCUGGCCGCCCCCUCAGGCCCUCUGGGAUCUCUGUGGAGUCUGGACCUCCGGCCAGCCCCUGCCUCCCUCCUUCCCAGUUUUAGCUUGGCCACAUCUGAGAAGGAAUGAGGCUGUGAGCAGAGGCCCUUGAGACUUGCUAAGGUGCAGACAGGGUGCAGGCCCAGGGUGGCAGAUGUCAUCAGCUCCCCCACACAUGCACGCUUGCCCAUGUGGGGGUGUGUGGGCAUCCAUGCUCCCUCGAACACCCGUGGGCAGCAGCUCCCAGAAUCCUUUGCCGAUUCUUAUGCUCUGGGGCCCACCUGUGUCCACGGAGGGGCAGGAGACCCCCCCCCAGACCUGCUGCCUUGGGCAGUCAGAGCAGGGCUCUGGAGCGCACCUGUGCAGGCCCAGAGCCAGCCCCUUCUGUGGGGAGAAGGGAGGGUAGGAGGGAAGAUCCUGCCCUGGGACAGUGCUUCUGUGGGUUGUGAGUGCCAAGGGAGGGGGCUGGGCCCUGGGCGGGAGCGUCUCUGUGUUUGCAGAACCCCGGGCUUAGAGAACAUUGCGCCGCACCAGCACUGGGCCUGUGGCUUUUUAUUUAAAUGGCUCUAUUUAUUUUUCCCAUCGGACCCUUUCUAUCU
Messenger RNA from Dromiciops gliroides (monito del monte), 3385 nucleotides. RefSeq names its product inositol-pentakisphosphate 2-kinase (gene IPPK). Gene Ontology annotation, biological process: inositol phosphate biosynthetic process. The record is from RefSeq and is a predicted model, not a curated record. Lineage: Eukaryota; Metazoa; Chordata; Mammalia; Microbiotheria; Microbiotheriidae. Gene Ontology annotation, cellular component: nucleus. Gene Ontology annotation, molecular function: ATP binding; inositol-1,3,4,5,6-pentakisphosphate 2-kinase activity.